Molecule: messenger RNA, 705 nt
Organism: Ctenocephalides felis (cat flea)
Lineage: Eukaryota; Metazoa; Arthropoda; Insecta; Siphonaptera; Pulicidae
Product: protein FAM200A-like
Exons: 1
Coding region: 1-705 (234 amino acids)
Source: RefSeq, a predicted model, not a curated record
AUGUUGGCAAAACAAAAAUUUUUUCCAAAAAAAUUAGAUAACUUAAAUAAACAGAAAGAAUCGUUUUCAAAAGCUUUGUCUGUAUCACAAAAGCGUUACUUGCGUCAUACAAAGUUUCGUAUAGAAUUGCUAAAUGCAAAAAAACCCCAUUCAAUAGGAGAAACUUUAGUACUACCAGCAGCUAUUGACAUAAUAGCUACGAUGUUUGGUGAAUCAUAUGCUGAUCAAAUUAAAAGCAUUCCGCUGGCAGAUAAUACGGUGGGAAGACGAAUAUCAGAUAUAUCUGAUGAUCUUUGCGAUCAGUUGAUAGAAAAAAUUAAAUUAUCUUCUUUCGCGUUGCAAGUAGAUGAGGCUACCGAUGUUGCUAAGGAUGCACACUUAAUAACAUAUAUAAGAUAUGUUAUGGAAAAUGAUAUUAGAGAAGAGUUGUUAUUCUGUAAGGCAAUUGAAGGCAAAGCUACGGCGAGUGAAAUUUUUAAUAUGAUUGAUAACUUUUUUAUUGAAAAUGGUAUUUUAUGGGAGAACUGUGUUGGACUGUGCACUGAUGGAGCUCCAUCUAUGGCAGGAAAAAAUGCUGGUCUGCAGGCCCUAGUUCGAAAAGUGGCUCCUCGUGCAGUUUGGACGCAUUGUAUGAUUCAUAGGCAAUCUCUUGUUGCAAGAAAUAUGGGUGAAGAAUUACUUGAAGUAUUGUUAAUUUGUUGUUAA